Balearica regulorum gibbericeps (East African grey crowned-crane) is the source of this 824-nucleotide messenger RNA. RefSeq names its product frizzled class receptor 1 (gene FZD1). Gene Ontology annotation, molecular function: Wnt receptor activity; Wnt-protein binding. The record is from RefSeq and is a predicted model, not a curated record. Gene Ontology annotation, biological process: canonical Wnt signaling pathway; non-canonical Wnt signaling pathway. NCBI's taxonomy places the organism in Eukaryota, Metazoa, Chordata, Aves, Gruiformes, Gruidae. Gene Ontology annotation, cellular component: plasma membrane.
UUUCGGGCUGCUACACAGCAGUGGCCGUGGCCUACAUCGCCGGCUUCCUCCUGGAGGAGAGGGUGGUCUGCAACGAGCGCUUCACCGAGGACGGCUCCCGCACUGUGGCACAGGGCACGAAGCGGGAGGGCUGCACCAUCCUCUUCAUGAUGCUCUACUUCUUCGGCAUGGCCAGCUCCAUCUGGUGGGUCAUCCUCUCCCUCACCUGGUUCCUGGCCGCCGGCAUGAAGUGGGGCCAUGAGGCCAUCGAGGCCAACUCCCAGUACUUCCACCUGGCCGCCUGGGCUGUGCCGGCUAUCAAGACGGCUCUGGGACAGGUGGACGGGGAUGUCCUCAGCGGCGUGUGCUUUGUGGGCAUCAACAACGUGGAUGCCCUGCGGGGCUUUGUGCUGGCACCCUUAUUCGUCUACCUGUUCAUCGGCACCUCCUUCCUGCUGGCCGGCUUUGUGUCCCUCUUCAGGAUCCGGACCAUCAUGAAGCACGAUGGCACCAAGACGGAAAAGCUGGAGAAGCUCAUGGUGAGGAUAGGCAUCUUCAGCGUCCUCUACACAGUGCCGGCCACCAUCGUCAUUGCGUGCUAUUUUUACGAGCAAGCUUUUAGGGAACAGUGGGAGAGGAGCUGGGUCACGCAGAGCUGUAAGAGCUACGACACACACAGCAGCCACCACCCACCCAUGAGCCCCGACUUCACCGUCUUCAUGAUCAAGUAUCUCAUGACCUUAAUUGUGGGCAUCACCUCAGGCUUCUGGAUCUGGUCUGGGAAAACCCUGAACUCCUGGAGGAAGUUUUACACCAGGCUCACCAACAGCAAGCAGGGUGAGACC